CACUGAGUCGCCAUGCCGAGUGGGCUCGUAAGGCAGCUCCACAAAGCGACUUAUGUCGCCGGGCUACGCGAAUUGCGAGCUGUUUCGAGCUUUUUUUGGGCAGCCCCACAAAACCUGCACGCCCCAAAUUAAGCUUGCCGGCGGCCUAAAUCGGCGCCAGCCAGCCUAAACAACAGCAGCUCUCGUCACGGCGCGCAUUGGGGUCCACUCUCGACGUACGGCCCAGAAGUCCGGGUCAAAAACGGCGCGCGCGGUGCUGAGGCCAAAUCCCUGCUGUGGGCAGCACGCAACGAGGACCACGAGGAAGAAGAAGUGAGGCUGCCCCGAGAUGAGCGCGCUGCGCGAGAGCAGAUUCCGGGGCACGGCCCAGGUCACCGUGCCCGACGGCGCGGCCGACGCCGAAUCCCCGAAGCACUUCGUGCCGCGACCGGACGGCCCGGCGCCGGCGCCGACGGCGUCGACGUCGGCGGGUGUGGAGCCGCCCGCGCCGGCGGUGGACCCUGACGGAGCGGUCGAGGCCGUCGACGCAACACUAGCAAUCUUCGACAACUCGAUCACAAGCCGCGGCUUCUUCGCGGCGCGCUCGCAGCCGGUGCGCGUUACUUGUGAAGGCGGCGAGCUCCGGUGGGCCGCCGCGGACGAGUCUGGAGUGUUGCGCCUCGACGCGAGCUCGUUCCGGCUCGUCCGCGGCGGCGCGAGUCCGACGUCGUUCGCGGGCAGCCUCCAGACGCCGCAGCGCCACGCCGCGGGCGCUCGCGAGUGGCGCUUCGCCCAUUUGGAACUUGACGCGAAGGUCAGCAUCACUCCAAAACGCGGCAGGGCCAUAUCAAAAAGACGCGCCGUCGGCCUCGCGCGCGACGCCGUCGUCGUUUUUAAAGCGGACGGCAAGAGGUCUUCGAUCCGCGAGCUGCGUCUACCGCCUGGUAUUAGGGCGACGGUCGCGCGCGGGGCGCCGCCGGCGCCGCCGCCCGCGCCCGCUGAGGCUCCCCCCGAGGCGCCGCCGUCCCCCGAGGAGCCGAAGAAACGCUGGUUCGAGCGGGCGCGGAAGGUAAGCAUACAAUAAUAGCGAUGGAAGCCGUUGGUACAGCCCUCGAGAACCAGCUAGUGCCUUACAGGACGCUAGCCCAAGCUGGAUUAUCGUGGUUGACUUUGCUGAGUUGUAGCCGUGACAGACACCUCGGAUGCUGUAGAUUCAGAAUAGAUCAUCAAUUAUCAGACACUGUAAGUGCCGACACCCUCAGGCUGAAAGCACGAGGCACUGCCACUGCACUAUGCUGCUGCUACUGCUGCUGCCGUGCGCCGCCGGGAUGAUCGCGCCGGUCGCGACGAAACCAGCAGCAGUCACCACACAACCCAAACAACAAACAGCAUUAAGCGCGCCGGGCCUCGUCGCAGCAUCAAACGAGGACCUCGAGGCCGUCGUCGGCGCGUCACGCGCGCGGCUCGCCUGGAAGGCGCUGCGCGAGGGCCGCGACCCGUGCGCGGACGCGGCGCUGUCAAGACAAGCGCGAGCCGACUUAGUGCAGACCUUCGGCGGCGAUGCCGUAAGCCUCGUCGAAACGUUCAAAGCGGCCGACGGCACGACCAAAUUGCUCGUCGACGUCGGCAAGCAGCAGCGCGUCGAGGCCGUGCUCAUCCCGCAGACGACGCGCGGCAAGCCCACGACGACGCUCUGCGUCUCCUCCCAGGUCGGCUGCGCCAUGGGCUGCGCCUUCUGCGCGACGGGCAGAAUGGGUUUGAUCCGGUCGCUGUCGUCGAGCGAGAUCUGCCAGCAGUUGUGGUUGGGGCUGAGGAUGGUACAAUCUAAUAAAUUGCCGCCCCUGCGGUCCAUCGUCUUCAUGGGCAUGGGCGACGCCGGCUGCAAUCCAAAACAUGCUACGGAAGCAGCGCGCUGCCUUACCGACCCCCAACGGUUCGGCUUCUCGCGGCACCGGCUGACGCUGUCGACGGUCGGGCCGACGCCGGCGGCCUUCCACGCACUCGCCGCGGCGCCCGGCCAACUGGCCUGGUCGCUCCACGCCGCCGACGCCGAUUUACGGAAACGACUCGUGCCGACGGCUUGCUACGAGCCCGAAGUUUUGCGCGACGGGCUCGCCGAGGCCGUCGAGGCGCACCGUUGCGAGUCGAGCAAGGAUAGGGCAGUCAUGGUCGCCGUGACUCUAUUAGCUGGCGUCAACGACCAGCCGCACCACGCGAAAGAAUUAGCGGCCUUCGUGGAGCCUCUACGGAAACGCGUGCCGCGCCUCGUCGUGGACCUGAUCCCCUACAACCCCGUGCCCGGGGACGUUUUUGAGCGGCCGGGCCGCGCGGCGAUCUCGGCGUUCCAGCAGGAGUUGAAACGGCGCGACCCGACGCUCUUCGUCGGCGUGCGCAACGCGCGCGGCGACGACGAGAUGGCCGCCUGCGGACAGCUCGCCACUAGUACCUCUAAGUCAUAA
Molecule: messenger RNA, 2438 nt
Organism: Pelagomonas calceolata
Lineage: Eukaryota; Pelagophyceae; Pelagomonadales; Pelagomonadaceae
Source: the annotation of a GenBank genome assembly